AUGAAUUCCCGCGAGCAUUCUGAUAUGCCUCCGACCGCUUCCUAUCCGUCCCCCAACGCGGCGCAGAUGGGUCAGGGCGCGAUGCAGUACUACGCGAACCGCCAGUUGACAGCCGACGAGCUCUUAUCCGCUGAGCUAUCCCGUGAAACUUCUGGCCCCGGCCUCGCAGACGGUUCCAGCAAUGGCGUUCAUCAUGGCCAAUCGAUGGUUUUAGGAUCCUCGAACCCUGGUGGCGGUGAUAUGGGUCGUCCCUCGUCUCCAGACCAGCAUCAACAGCAACAUAUGCUACAGUUCACUCCCAGCCAGCAAGUCGGUGUCGACCCAAAUCACGACUUAAGUUACGGAGACCAGAGCGCGAGGAGAAAAAGAUCGAAGAUUUCUCGCGCCUGCGACGAAUGCAGACGCAAGAAGGUUCGCUGUGAUGCAAGCUCUGAAUCUGGCGUGGAAACAUGCUCCAACUGUCGUCGACUUGGGGUUGUCUGUCAGUUCAGUCGUGUGCCCAUGAAGCGUGGUCCCAGCAAAGGUUACAUCAAGGAGCUUGCAGAGCGCCUUCACACCCUUGAAAGUCAAAUGCAGCCUGCGAUGGUUCAUCCCGACAUGCCUUAUCAAUCUAUGAACGAAGUGUCGUCACCAAGAGCUUAUCAGGACUUCUCGCCACCAAUGGAUGCAGGCUCCAUUGGGCGCAAGCGGACCUAUUCUGUAUUCGAAGGACUUCCAAGCUCCUCUUUCACACAGCCGCAAUUCAAUUCUCGCUCCCAGAAUGCUUUCGGUUCGUGUCCGUCAACCAUAGUGUUUGGUCUUACCCUACUAACUAUACAAGACACAGGAGAAACCUCAACCGAUCCGUACAACCCUUCCGCUGUGAGCGGUACAGCACCAAAACCCGGCAACUUAUUCUGGACGACGGGCAAUGAAACUGAGCUGCCGCAUGGACUUGAGGUACCGGAAGUGCCUAAGCAAGCCAUGGAAGAAGACAUGACCCCCUUGGAUGUGGAUGAGGGAUCUCUCAACGCUUAUUAUCAAAAGAUCCAUCCCGUUUUCCCUAUUCUGUCGCACUCCAAGGAACGUCUACUCGAGAUUUUACACCAGUGCAGCCGUGAGGUGCAAGAGAUCUUCCUUUAUAGUUUGUACACUGUGACGCGCACCAACAUGGAUCGCGUUAUAAGCACUUUCGAAAGGGUCACUUCAUUUGAUAAUGCACAAGACCUUCUCUUGUACUAUACCCGGCAACCAGCUUUGGCCCGCCCGACAGGAGUUAACUUGAUUUGGCUCCAGACCAUGUUACUAAUGAUUCUCGAUUGUGAUUCCCGUGGACCAGACAACUUCGUUCUCAAGGACGGCGUGCCUAAGCAUUCUCUGAUCCAGUCGGCCAGCAAACUCGGCUCCGAUCUGGCCAAGGGUCUUGGCCAGCUGAAGAGCAAGCGUUCUUCAGACCCAGACGUUGAUUCAGAGGCAAAUCUUGUACGUCGUAAUUGGGUAGCCUUGGCAAUUCUGUCUCGCUGGCAUGCCAUCAGCGUAGCUGACCCAAGUAUUCUUGGAACGUAUGAAAUUGGUGGUCGUGAGGAUGAAAGAGUUGUUGGCCCAGUUGCUACUGGCAUUGGAUGCCGUAUGGUUGGGGCAAACAUGUUAGCGUCUCUUGAGCGUCUAACCCAAGUCGAGGAUUUUCACAAAUCGAACGAGACCCUGGAAAGUGCAACAUCUCAAAGCUUCCUUGAUAGUCUACAAAACCAACUUGAAUGGACCAUCCGUUUGCUGAUCAAACGCCACAUAUAUGUCUACAGCCCCUACGAAAUAAUCCACAGCGCUGUUGAAGUCAUUAAUGAGAUGCACAAGUCGAACACACAGUCCCGUCUCACAACGCCAUUCGAUCUUCACAGCUUAGCUUUAGCCUCUAUGACUUUGCUAGAGGCUACCGUCAUUCCAGAGCAUGCGAACGAGUGCUGGGAUGCGUUGAAGAAGGUCGAAGAAAUCCUUGACUACCGCGCGAAGCGGAGCGGUGAAGCAACUGAGUUCAGUGAUAUCUUUGCGACUCCUGGCUGGGAUUCCAAGAUCCGCAUUUUCUUAGAAUGGAGACGAACCAAGUCCCAAGAGAGCCAGCUCCAGGAUCCCAGCUUGGGAAAGAGCGGCUCUGCAGCUCCCCCAGUUAUGGGCCCGAACGAACAGCGGUCCCUUCAGCACCUAGCAGAUCUUGCUGUAGGUGCUGAAGGCACCGUGGCUGCCAAUGCCGGAUCCCCACCCCCUGGGCUUUCAACUGAAAGCAAUCUGAAUGCCACGUCGCCGAACCUCACUUCUGUCUCGCAACCGCAGGGUCGCGUUGUGGUUGACUUCACUCUCCUUACCAAGGAGGGAUAUCUCAACGUCUUUUCGGGUUUGAUCUACCGUCGGUCUCGCUGA
This is a messenger RNA of Aspergillus oryzae RIB40, 2394 nucleotides long. RefSeq names its product putative C6 finger domain protein. Gene Ontology annotation, molecular function: DNA-binding transcription factor activity, RNA polymerase II-specific; zinc ion binding. NCBI's taxonomy places the organism in Eukaryota, Fungi, Ascomycota, Eurotiomycetes, Eurotiales, Aspergillaceae. Gene Ontology annotation, cellular component: nucleus. Bases 1 to 2394 code for a protein of 797 amino acids. The record is from RefSeq and is a predicted model, not a curated record. The transcript is spliced from 5 exons.